AUGCGUUCAUUACUUUCGUUUUUGGUUUUCGCAGCCACAUUCUUUGCCUGGGUAGAAGCAGCCCCACAAGUUGUUUUACCCCCUUCAAAGGAUCCAUUCUAUCAACCACCAGCCAACUACUCGGAGUAUAAACCAGGAGAGGUCAUUAAGAAAAGACUUUCUCCUCAUAAACUUCGUAGUAUUUAUCUUGAAAUCAACGUUAAAACUGCAUGGCAGUUGAUGUACAGAACUACGGAUGGCACUGGGAACGCAACAUAUGCUGUCACGACAUUAAUCGAGCCUUACAAUGCAAACAAUUCUCGGCUAGUGCAAUAUCUGAUUGCACAGGAUUCUUCACUGAUAGACUGUCCUGCCAGUUAUUCCUUUCAAUAUGGUGCUAGCAUGCUGACGGUAGUUGCACAAGUUGAGAUGUACUUGAUUCAAAUUGCUUUGAAUCAAGGGUGGUGGGUUAAUACGCCAGAUUACGAGGGCCCAGAGGCUGCGUUUACUGCCGGUAGGUUAUCAGGUCAUGCAGUGUUGGACCUGCUUCGUGCAGCAAUUCAUGUUGGCGAAACUGAAGAUGUUACCUUAAAGAAAAAGACAGAUGUGGUUUUCUGGGGAUACCUGGGAGGCUCACUUGCAGCAGGAUGGGCUGCCGGACUUCAAAGAUUAUACGCCCCAGAGCUCACACCACAACUUCUAGGGGCAUGUUUAGGAGGUUUCCCAGCUAACAUUACCCAUACUAUUUUAGCAAUUGAUGGAAGUUUGUAUGCCGGGAUGUUAGGAGCAGGAAUCACUGGUUUGAGUCGCCAAUACCCUAUUUUAAAACAGUAUAUAAAAAAGGCACUUCCCAAGGCAUACAAUUGGGUUUUUGGAAUGGCUGCAGAUGCUUGUUUGUUUCCAGCAUGCGCUUAUAUGGCAUAUGCAAAAGUUUUCCAAGGUGAAAAUCGUUGGGUUCCUACUGGGUUGGAUGUGUUUCGCGAACCCGACGUAGUCAAUGCAUUAUACAACAAUACCAUGGGAGUCAGCAAGGAUGAUAUGCCUCAGAUACCGAUUUUCCUAUACCAGGGCAGAAAAGACAAUAUUGUACCUGCUGUGAAUGCUGACAUUUUGUACGAACAAUGGAGUAAAAUGGGUAUCAAGCUGUUUGAAUUGACAAUCCUGAACACAACUAGACAUAUCACCGAAGCUGCUUUAGGGGCACCUGCUGCAGUUGCAUGGAUCACAAAUAGAUUUGAGCAUAAACCACCAGUGGAAGGAUGCCUGAAAACUGAAAGAUACAGUAAUCUUCUAUAUCCCGGAGUAGCUCCGGCGGUCGUGGAAUUAGUACAAGCUGCAGGCAAGCUGGUAUUCGGAUUUGAGAUUGGUCCUGAUACACUCAAUGGUACACUUUUUAAGCGUGAGGAUGGCCAACCCAUGGACUACGACGAUGUAGUUGAAAAGAGAAUCCAUGAAGAGCAUAUGAUCUUGAAAAAAAGGGGAUCUAUUCCAGGAGAAUUUUACUAG
Molecule: messenger RNA, 1485 nt
Organism: [Candida] anglica
Lineage: Eukaryota; Fungi; Ascomycota; Pichiomycetes; Serinales; Debaryomycetaceae
Source: the annotation of a GenBank genome assembly